Molecule: messenger RNA, 378 nt
Organism: Exophiala aquamarina CBS 119918
Lineage: Eukaryota; Fungi; Ascomycota; Eurotiomycetes; Chaetothyriales; Herpotrichiellaceae
Exons: 2
Coding region: 1-378 (125 amino acids)
Source: RefSeq, a predicted model, not a curated record
AUGCCGGACUACUCCAAAGUCGUCAAGGAGCAACCGCGAGGUUCAUACCUGUCGUCCUUUGUUCGCUGGCUGCAGUUGAAGAAAUACCAAUAUGAAGUCACCUUCUCUCUGUACAUGCUCACUUCCACCGAGAAGUUCAUCUUCAAUUUGAUCCUCUUUAUACUCAUUUCUCUGCUUGUCACUGCUGCCUCGCUCUAUCUCCCCGACCAUAUCGCCGUCAUCUACAACCGCAUCUGGUAUUAUGUCCGCGGAGGUGAAAUCGCCUACAUGACUACCGCGGCUGCUACCGGUGACAAAACUUCGCUGGCUGGAGAGGGACUGAGGCUGACGUCGGGCACCCUCAGGGCAGGCGCUGCCGCUACGUUGAGAGAACUCUAG